Babesia bovis T2Bo is the source of this 1439-nucleotide messenger RNA. RefSeq lists its product as uncharacterized. Gene Ontology annotation, cellular component: nucleus; cytosol. The transcript is spliced from 4 exons. The record is from RefSeq and is a predicted model, not a curated record. Bases 57 to 1319 code for a protein of 420 amino acids. Gene Ontology annotation, molecular function: pantothenate kinase activity; ATP binding. Lineage: Eukaryota; Apicomplexa; Aconoidasida; Piroplasmida; Babesiidae. Gene Ontology annotation, biological process: coenzyme A biosynthetic process.
ACAUUCAUAAAUGUUUAAUUUGUAUAUAAUGGGUGUUAUAUUCGCUUACGCAAAGAAUGGGAAAUGUUAUUGGUGUUGACUGCAGUUACGCGUCCAAAAAACUAUUAGACAGGUUUUUUGUUACAGUAGUAUUAACCAACAAAGAUGAUGAAAGAUGUUUUGAUGGUAGUUUGGCAAACUGUCGGUUUAUUUCAUUCUGCGAUUUGCCAAUACCAAUUACACAAAAUGGCAACACAUACCGUUUUCUAACUGUGGAUUCAGAUGAUGCCGAAACUGCGAUCCAUUUGCUUUCUAACUACCGUCAUAAGGUAAAACGCGUAACAUUUUGUGGUUCCCCAGCCACUUCUAUUUUGACUACUGUGGAAUCCUUAUUACCCAAUUCGGUAAUCAGUGAAUGUGAAUAUGAAACUUGUUUGCACUUAGGGAAGUCUUUAUUUGGUCAUUCUGAAGGCAAUCUUUUUUCUGUUGACGAUGCAGGGAAUUUGACCGAACUGAACGAAGCAUUUAUCAAUGGCAAAGGGCAUAUACAUGCCGCCGUUCAUUCCCAUGGAUCUUAUUUUUUGUAUCCAGGUGCUAAUGAGCCUUAUUCAUAUUUAUGCCACUCUGUCAUUGGAUAUUCUGCGGUGUUUGCUAUCUAUAAUAUGUUUCUUUUGCGCUACGUUAGCAAUGAAGCAUCUAGAGUAUACAUAUCGGAAAUAGGUGAUCUCGCUUCUCGUGGUUCUAGUGCUUCUUGUGACAUGCUUGUGGAAAAUAUAUAUGGCGGUGCUUGUGAAUCGAUUGGUUUAUCUGGGAAAAUGCUGGCAUCGUCAUUUGGGAAAUUACACAAAAGACCUGAAUUAUGGAUGGAUAAUUCCUUUGCCGAAUCCAAGAGUGAGCAACACGUUCCAGCUUCCCACCCUCAUAGUGGAUGCACCCCAAAUCCAAAUGAUUUAAAUGAAUUGCAAACGAAACAAAGCGAUGCGAAUAUAAUGGACGAUCAUAAUGCUUUCAAUUUGUCAUGUAAUCCUGAAAAUGAGGAAGACGAAAACAGUCAUAUUAGAAAUUUGAGAGACUAUGUAAAAGAGGAAGACCUAGCUCACAGCCUUCUGAAAGUUGUGGUAAUUAACGUCACCCAAAAUGCUUGUUUGCACGCUAAAAUUAAAGGCGUAGACAGGUUACUAUUCUCGGGGCUUCUUUUCGAUUCGCAAUGGUUUCGUCAAAUGGCCAAAUCAUACGUAAACCGUUGGUCUAAUUGUUCUUUUACAAUGCUGGUAUACAGCAAUUCCGAAUUUUUCGCAUCACUGGGUGCGUCUGAAUGGGUUCCUAACAUAAAUAAUUGAUAAUAUUUUACUUUGUAUAGAUGUGUAGAGCCACGUUUUCUGUCCCCGUUUAACUCAGCAGUAGGGGCAAUCCGCUAUAUAUGUACAUCCAGUAGACAAUAUCUACGUGCUUCAAUAUUU